CCGCGCGGCCCCGUCUCUCCCCGCGCUGACCUUUGGGUCCAACUCCUCCCUCUGCCCGCGCGAGCUUUUCCUCCCCGGCCCCCUGAACUGAAGGGAGGCCUUCCAGCGGUUAGCUGGCGGUGCGAAGCAACGCCUGGGGCGCGCGGUCCGCCCUUUCCUCCGGCGUUAGCGCUUGGAACGCCCCCGUGUCGUCGUCCUCCUUUGAUGAGGAGCAACCUUCGGCAGUUGAGAGGUUCAGCCACCUAGCCGAGGUUACCCCCCAGAUGUUUCAAAGCCUCAUUAAAAAUGUGUGGGUCCCCAUGAAGCCCUACUACACCCAGGUUUACCAGGAGAUCUGGGUCGGGAUGGGGCUCAUGAGCUUCAUCGUUUACAAAAUCAGGAGUGCUGAUAAAAGAAGUAAAGCUUUGAAAGGUUCGAGCCCGGCACCCGCUCAUGGCCAUCACUAACCAGCCCUACCUGGGGGGCCCAUCGGACGGACGUCAGCCCGGCUGUCAGUUUCAGCAAGCUCUGCUGGGGGGACCGUGGCCAGCACUGUGUGCUUGUAGAAUGCCCUACCCUUCGUGGUGUGAAUAAAUGUACCUGUGAGAUAGAC
Rhinolophus ferrumequinum (greater horseshoe bat) is the source of this 592-nucleotide messenger RNA. RefSeq names its product ATP synthase membrane subunit j (gene ATP5MJ). The transcript is spliced from 4 exons. Bases 264 to 446 code for a protein of 60 amino acids. Gene Ontology annotation, cellular component: mitochondrion. The record is from RefSeq and is a predicted model, not a curated record. Lineage: Eukaryota; Metazoa; Chordata; Mammalia; Chiroptera; Rhinolophidae.